AUGGACACCGGGGGUAGCGAUAGUAGGCUGGGUGACCGCCGUGAUCCCUGUUGGUACAUUGACUCUGCGUACGCCUCCUCUCUCAAAGUUUCUCUUCGCUUGCCCACACGACAGUUUUUAGAAGAAAUCUGCCCAUCGUCUUUUCUUCAACACGAUUUAAGGAGAUUCGUCAUGGUUAAUGACGUCGCCACGUUUGACGGGAAUGGAGGCGGCAGAAAUAAACUCGGCGUCUCGUUUCGUAUGACAUCGUUUGCGGCGCCACUUCCUCCGCGGUGGGAAUGUCGGCGGAUUAUUUUCAAGUCAGAACCGAGGCCGGGGGAAUUCAGCGCGACACUUCACAUCGAGGUGUCCCGCCGGGGAGGUGCCAAAUGGCCGAAGCUCCACUUGCUUCGGCAAUCGACCGUUCGAUGCAGACCAGCUUCGACUUCUCAAGCGUUAGACUUCGCUCACGAU
Molecule: messenger RNA, 453 nt
Organism: Iphiclides podalirius (scarce swallowtail)
Lineage: Eukaryota; Metazoa; Arthropoda; Insecta; Lepidoptera; Papilionidae
Source: the annotation of a GenBank genome assembly